AUGGAGGAUCUGGAGAAACAUGAUCAGAUAGAGAACAAAGUGAGGGGGAAAAGAGAUUCAGCUUGUGAUUUAGCUUGCCAACAUAUAGACUGUAGUAAAACUUUAGAUCCUGGCAUGGACCUGAAGAACUUAGAAAAGGAACAGGGCGACAAGGAUAAGGCACCUAGUACUCCUAUUAUUAGUGGGAAAACGUCUGAAGUCAUGGAAUACUUGACUGCCAUAAGGGGUCGUUUAGGCCCUAGGUGCCCAAUUAAAUGUGAGGUGCUGGCAAGCAGACGGUUGCGAGUGCAGAGGAGGCAAGGAGCAUGGCAGGAGAACGAGAACAAAGAUUACAAAGCUCAGGUUGUAGAUAAAGAGCUGGCAACAAGGUUUACCAGAUGCAAUCGAUCAUCCUUGCAUCGUCACCGUCUACGAGAGGGGCCAGAUCUUCCUCAGGCUGCUGCACUCAAGCUCAUGCAUGCUCUCAUCGUCACCCCUAUGCCUCGUCACAUCGCCGCUUGCGCAAUCCUACCCGCCACCCCUACAGGCAGAGGAAGAAUCGAUGAGAUCGAGAAGAUACGAGGAUACGAGAAAGAGGACCAGCGGUGCGUGGUGGCUGCUCGUGAAGUUCUAGGAAUAGGGCAAGGGCUGGAUGGGCCAGUAAUUGCAGCCCAUGUCGUGGAAAUCAUGACGGGAGAGGCCAGAUGA
Miscanthus lutarioriparius is the source of this 687-nucleotide messenger RNA. NCBI's taxonomy places the organism in Eukaryota, Viridiplantae, Streptophyta, Magnoliopsida, Poales, Poaceae. The record is from the annotation of a GenBank genome assembly.